CCGACGGGGGCCCGCUGUGCGCCGCCUGCCGCAUGGCCGCGGGGCCCGAGCCGCCCGAGUGGGAGCCGCGCUGGAGGAAGGCGCUGCGCGGCAAGGAGAAUAAAGGGUCUGUGGAGAUCAUGAGGAAAGAUCUGAAUGAUGCGAGGGACCUGCAUGGUCAGGCCGAGUCUGCUGCUGCCGUGUGGAAGGGUCACGUGAUGGAUCGCAGGAAGAAGGCUCUGACGGACUACAAGAAGCUGCGGGCCUUCUUUGCUGAGGAGGAAGAGCGCUUCUUACAGGAGGUGGAGAAAGAGGAGGGGUCCCCCGAGGAUGAGGACGCGGACCCAGCGGAGAGGUUCAGGUCCCUGCUGCAGGCCGUCUCGGAGCUGGAGAGGAGGCACCACGACCUGGGCCUCAGCAUGCUGCUCCAGUGAUCUGCCCGGGUGCAGGCAGAGGAAGGACACCACCCCAGCCCACAGCAGCUCCUUCAUCCGCCUUCUGGACCCACGGUGCCCUGCACGCUUCACCCCUGAGGGUCUUCACCUCAGUGUGGAUCCCCAGCUGGGGUUGUUCCUAGUGGCCCUCUGCAGAGUGUCCCUUUUCUCUGGGUGUUCGUGUUUCCAGGCCGUGACAUUUCACCUUAGAGCCCCGUGUGGGGAGGUUAACCUGAGUGUGUCCCUCUCUUCAUAAAGCUCUUGUCGCUGCUGC
Messenger RNA from Ceratotherium simum simum (southern white rhinoceros), 687 nucleotides. RefSeq names its product ring finger protein 187 (gene RNF187). The record is from RefSeq and is a predicted model, not a curated record. Lineage: Eukaryota; Metazoa; Chordata; Mammalia; Perissodactyla; Rhinocerotidae.